Molecule: messenger RNA, 3924 nt
Organism: Dreissena polymorpha
Lineage: Eukaryota; Metazoa; Mollusca; Bivalvia; Myida; Dreissenidae
Product: tubulinyl-Tyr carboxypeptidase 1-like
Exons: 11
Coding region: 109-1131 (340 amino acids)
Biological process (GO): regulation of angiogenesis
Cellular component (GO): cytoplasm
Source: RefSeq, a predicted model, not a curated record
AAGACUCACUUAUGGCAACGAAGUAACGGAUGCAAUGAACUCAAAAUUUUGUGAAUAAAGUUACGGUAUAUAAUGUAUCGGUGAGCUUCCGGAAUUGCCAAUUAUAUCAUGAAAAGAAGUGGGACACAGACCUCUGUACAAGAGUCCAAAACAAGGCCUUCUACUGUCAACAACAAGGAUGAGCAAAGUGAGGAAAAUGGUGUUUGGUUUUGGGUGAACAAAAAUGGAUUUCCAGUUGAUGACAGCACAUGGGAAAGAAUGUGGGACCACGUUGCCAAAAUACACCCAGAUGGCUACAAGAUGGUAUCCACUGUUAGGGAGAACAUUAAUAAUCCGCAGGUUCCUGUGCCGUCAGCCCCAAUGUCAUUCUCACCAAACAUGUCUAUCCCAGACAGAUUAGAGAAAAUACAGAAUUAUAUGAAUACUCUGCAAUACAAUCACACUGGCACCCAGUUCUUUGAAAUUAAAAAGGCACGGCCAAUAUCAGGGCUUAUGGAAGUUGCCAAGGACAUGAUAAGAGAAUCGUUGCCAAUCAAGUGUCUUGAAGCAAUCAUUCUGGGAGUCUUUCUAACCAACGGCAUGCUAGGAAUGGAGAGGUUUCCUGUCAGCUUCAAGACCAAGUUCAAUGACAACUACCACCGCCACGUUGUAUUGGGAAUCUACCAUGGUGGGAGAUACGGUGCCCUGGGGAUGAGCCGGCGAGAAGACCUCAUGUAUAAACCUCUCAUAUACAAGAGUCUUUCAGAGCUUAUUGUGGACUAUGAGAGAGCAUACAGGAAAUACUGGCAUGACGUGAAGAAGAUCAAGAUUGGGCUGCCAAUCUCGCAUGACCCGCACAGCUACGAGUUUAUACAGUGGAAGACUCUGACCCUGACCAGGAGCAAGUUGACCCAGCAGGAACUCUGUAGGGAGGUGGACGCACACGCCAAGGAUAUACGCACCAAGUCGCGCUCCUGGUCGGUUCCCCAGACAAGCUCUCCACGCAAGUCUCUGUCCUACGCAGACAUGGCCUCCAACCACUCCAGCUUCAACCAGGCUGUCAGACUCUACAAUGGGAGUGGCUCAGCCAAGGGUUCUGACUCUUCAAAAAAGGAGAGCACAGAUCUGUCUCAGUACCAGAUUCGUAUCUAGCACGGCCCUGGGGCUCAUGUGUAUGGGAGAACAGAUAUACAGUAUUUCUAUUUAUAUCAUACAAAAAAUGAUCUCAUGUUGUUACAAAGUUGUGUGGAAAUGGCUUUAAGUAUGUAUUUUGGUGAUGUGAAAAAUUUGUUUUAUAUAUAAAUUUGUGUCAAAUUGCAUUUAUUGACUGUGUUGAUAAUGCACAUAAAACUGUUAACAUAUGAUCUUAUAGUUUUAAUAUAUUAUGAAACAAGUAUUUUAGUUACUAUUGUUACUCUCAUGAUAUUAUGAAAUUCCAUGACUACUUAUAUUUUUUAUGCCCCUGGAUCGAAAGGUCGGGGGUAUAUUGUUUUUGGCCUGUCUGUCAUUGUGUGUGUCCCAAAACUUUAACCAAAACUUUAACCUUCUUCAUAACUUUUGCAAUAUUGAACAUAGCAGCUUGAUUUUUGGCAUGCAAGUGUAUCUCAUGGAGCUGUACAUUUUGAGUGGUGAAAGGUCAAGGUCAUCCUUCAAGGUCAAAGGUAAAAAAAAAAAUCAAAGCGCUGCUUAGGGGGCGUUGUGUUUCUGACAAACACAUCUCUUGUUUUUAAAUAAUUCCUUGACUAAAAUCCUAGACUCUAUGAUUGUUUUGUUGUUGUUUUUUGUGUCAGAUUUGUUUGCUUAUUGGCUGUUUUCAACAGUAUUUCAGUCAUAUGACAGCAGUCACUUAACCAACUAGCACUAGACCUGGCCUAGCUGAUUCACCAGUCAUAUAUGAGGUGUAUUCUGAGAAAACUGGGCAUAAUGCAUGUGCGCAAAGUGCCGUCCCAGAUUAGCCUUCGCAGUGUGCACAGACUAAUCGGGGAUGACACUUUCCAGCUAAAUUGGAUUUUUGCUAAGAAGAGACUUAAUUUAAACGAAAAAUGUCAUAAAAGCAGAAAGUGUUGUCCCUGAUUAGCCUGUGCAGACUGCACAGGCUAAUCUGGGACGACACUUUACGCACAUGCAUUAUGAUAAAACUGAAUCAGAGAUAGGGGGAGAAUGGCAGAAGAAAGGGUUUCAUGAAGAAUUACCAUAAAAUGGCUGGUGCUUUAUUUGAAACACGAUCCAGCUUUCAAUGACUAAAUUUUUUACCAUAUUAAUUACAAUAUUAUUUCAGGCCAGCGAGCUUAGUUUAAAGAGCACUUGACUAAAAAAACGUAGAUUGGGUUCGAACCUGUGCUUAGUAACCAAACUAAUAUGGUAAUUGCUCAUUAAAACUUGUCUAUGGCAAUUCUCCCCCCGACCUGUGAUUUAAGUAGGGCAGUUGUCAGUUACAGCCAGUAGUAUGUGCACUUAAUACUGGUAAACCAUCUUACCCAUGGGAAGUGUGAGUUGAUUGACUGACCCACUUUGUAGGACUGUUGAAAACAGCAAGAAAACACACACAACUAUACUAAACCAAACUAUACAAGUACAAAUGUACUAUAUAAUUUGACAUAUGGGAUCAAUGAAUGUCAUUGUGAGUUGUUUAAUCUCACUGACUGUAUUAUCUCAUACUGUAGGAUUAUAACUUAUAAUAUAAUCCAGUACCCGUAUUCUUUACACUAUGUAUCACAAUAAAUAAUACAUUUGUUUUUGUUUUUUAAUAGAACAGCAUUUCCUUACUUUUAAACAGUUUUUCAUUAUCUGUGAUAUGAAUAUGUGUUGUGAUAGUUUGUGUCUUUUUAUGCCCCCCUUCAAAAAAGAGGGGGUAUGUUGUUUUGCACAUGUCGGUCCGUCUGUAUGUCCGUCCGUCCACCAGAUGGUUUCCGGAUGAUAACUCAAGAAUGCUUUGGCCUAGGAUCAUGAAACUUCAUAGGUACAUUGAUCAUGACUCGCAGAUGACCCCUAUUGAUUUUGAGGUCACUAGGUCAAAGGUCAAGGUUACGGUGACCGGAAAUAGUAAAAUGGUUUCCGGAUGAUAACUAAGGAACGCUUAUGCAUAGGAUUAUGAAACUUCAUAGGUACAUUGAUCAUGACUCGCAGAUGACCCCUAUUGAUUUUCAGGUCACUAGGUCAAAGGUCAAGGUCAUGGUGACUCGAAAUAGUAAAAUGGUUUCCAAAUGAUAACUCAAGAACGCUUAUGCCUAGGAUCAUGAAACUUCAUAGGUAUAUUGAUCAUGACUCGCAGAUGACCCCUAUUGAUUUUCAGGUCACUAGAUCAAAGGUCACAAUGACUCGAAAUAGUAAAAUGGUUUCUGGAUAUUGACUCAAGAACACUUAUGCCUAGGAUCAUGAAACUUCAUAGGUACAUUGAUCAUGACUUGCAGAUGACCCCUAUUGAUUUUCAGGUCACAAGGUCAAAGGUCACAGUGACUCAACUUAGAAAAAUGGUUUCCUGUUGAUAACUCAAGAACCCUUACGCCUAGGAUCAUGAAACUUCAUAGGCAUUGAUCAUGACUGGCAGAUGACCCCUAUUGACUUUCAGGUCACUAGGUCAAAGGUCAAGGUCAUGGUGACUUGACACAGAAAAUGGUUUCCGGAUGAUAACUCAAGAAAGCUUACGCCUAGGAUCAUGAAACUUCAUCGGUAGAUUGAUCAUGACUCACAGAUGACCCCUAUUGAUUUUCAGGUCACUAGGUCAAAGGUCAAGGUCACAGUGCCAAAAAACGUAUUCAGGCAAUGGCUGCCACUACAACUGACAGCCCAUAUGGGGGGCAUGCAUGUCUUACAAACAGCCCUUGUUUUCAAUUUGGAUUAUCACUAUGUGGCUUUUAUUGUAGGCUCAGCAAGAAAACGUGUGGUACUGUCUCUAUUUAUAUUGUGUUUAUUUAAAUCAGUGGGCAUAUUAAAUUUUUAAACAUU